Pleuronectes platessa (European plaice) is the source of this 2434-nucleotide messenger RNA. It is a transcript of the gene ccdc149a, whose product is annotated as coiled-coil domain containing 149a. Lineage: Eukaryota; Metazoa; Chordata; Actinopteri; Pleuronectiformes; Pleuronectidae. The record is from RefSeq and is a predicted model, not a curated record. The coding region runs from base 62 to 1738 and encodes 558 amino acids. The transcript is spliced from 12 exons.
GAGGCGGCUCGGUCGGACGGAGACAGAGAGACGGCGCGGAGGCUGCGGGCUGUCGGGCGUCAUGUCCGGGACGAUGGGCUCUUCCCGGAGGAGUGAGAGCGACUGGCAGGGGCUUGUCAGCGAGUUCCUGGUGUGUAGGCGUAAGCUGGAGAGUAAGAAAGAGGCCCUGCUCAUUCUGUCUAAAGAGCUGGAUACCUGUCAGCAGGAAAGAGACCAGUACAAGCUGAUGGCCAACCAGCUGAGGGAGCGUCACCAGGGACUCAAGAAGAAGUACAGGGAACUCAUUGAUGGUGAUCCCUCUUUGCCGCCAGAGAAACGGAAACAAGUGAACCUGGCUCAGCUGCUGCGAGACUCGAGGGAACGAGCGAAACAGCUCGGCGAGGAGGCGAAGGAGCUGACUCAGAGGCUCACCGAGGCCCAGGGGGACAACAAGCUCCUGAGGAUGACGAUUACUCGACAGAGGCUGGGGGAUGAGGAGAUGGGGGCGCGCCACUUUGCUGCCCAUGAACGCGAGGAUCUGGUUCUCCAGCUAGAGAGAGCUGGGUUACAGAUGGAGGAGAUGGAGCACCACACGAAGGCUCUGACGGACGAGCUGCAGGACGUGAAGGCGGAGCGCAGUGUGUUCAGGGAGAAGGCCGAUCGAAUCAAUGUGGAGCUCAACCACAUCUUGGGCAACCACGAGGCACGCAUCAUCGAUGUGGACGCCCUCUGCAUGGAGAACAAGUAUUUGCAUGAACGUUUCAGCCAACUGCAAGAGGAGGUGAAUCUGCUCAAAUCCAACAUCAUGAAGUACAAGACUGCUCUUGAGAGGAGGAAGAACUCCAGCACAUAUGGGAAAUCAAACAGCAGUCCCCUCAGUGGAGUUCUCUCAGCCAAACAAGUCCAGGAGAUGCUCCUGGAAGAGCACGGCUGCAGCCUGCCAGCCACACCCCAGUCCAUCUCCGACCUCAAGUCCCUGGCCACAGCUCUGCUGGAGACCAUCCAUGAGAAGAAUCUGGUCAUCCAGCACCAGAGGCACACCAACAGGAUCCUUGGGAACAGAGUUGCAGAUCUGGAGAGGAAGCUGAAGACCUUGGAGGUUUCAGGACUGUGGAGCCUUCCAGGGACACGACACAGCAUCGCGCUGAACGACAACCUUCAACCAGAGCUUCAUCCGACACGUGCCACACCUCAGCCAAUCGUGCAGCCGCCCAAAGCUGUGUCAGGCAACAGAAGUUCGGAUGAAUCAUUGUGGGAAUGCCACACCGCUGGCAGCGACCUUGGCACAGAUGGCGUCAGCGGGGACGACACACCUGCACUGCUCAACAGUCUGGAGCAACUAGCGGGGCUGGAAAUGAAUGGGAUCGACAGGAGAGGAGGGGGAGAGAGGGCGGCGCUGAUGGAAGACGGGGAAGAGGGGCGCAGUCCGGUGGAGGAGGCGGGGCGCGAGGUAGAAGGAAUUGAAGAUGAGGAACUUGAGUCUACGGUGGAGGAGGGUGAGGAGGCGGCCUUGGCGCUGGACAUGCCGCCCACUGAAUCAGACGGCCCAUGCCUUCCGAUGGAUCAAGCCUCUGUCGAUAACUCGGACGUGGCUCAUCGGUGCUGUGAACCUCAGGAGUCUAAUAAUGUCCCUGAACAUGUAAAGGCCUGCAUAUCAGCUCCCGAGGACCAGACCACAGAGGUGUCGAGUACAGUGGAGUGGGACAUUGACUGUGGCUCGGAUCAGGGGGACACCAGUCACAGUGACAACUUGGCCUGAUCCUGGAAACACCCGAGACGUCGUUUUACAUCCACGUCCACGUCGUUCUUAUCGAUGAUGGCGUUAAUCAUCCCUCGUUGCAUUCUCACAGCGUUGCCCCUGUUCCACCCGACCGCCCUCUUUUUAUUUCUUUUUUUUUUCAAGUCAAUAAAACACAGAGAAAACACUCUCACUUCUCAGCCUGCGUCGACAGAGCCGGAGGUGCAGUCGUAUCUAGACAGGCUUGUUACUGCGCAGCAACAGACAAUCUUGAAAUCAAUGGAGUUGCAAACUUCAUGCCCUACAGGAAGCGGGGAGCUCGGAAAAUAACAAACAUGGCAGCCUCAGCUCUCGGGCUCCAUAUUCCCUCCUGCCCCCCCCUGUGAUUAGAUAAUCCCAAUUGUUUGCUUUCCUCCUCUUCCUAGGGGAUGCAAAUCAACACUCCGUCCCACCGCUGCUCUCAUGGGGGGGAGGGCGGGGGGUUCCAAAUGAUCUCACCAGAACUUUUGCCUGAAUGUCUUGUAGAUAUGUGUGAAUUAAUAAUGUUAACGUAAGAGAUUCUACUGGUGUCUAUUCAUCUGUAUGGGCGAAUCUCACCAAUCAUCGUUUGUAUUUUCCCCUCAUUUAGAAGUUAAUAUUCGGAUGAGACUACAUGUGCCUUAUACAGAAUGUGGAAAUAUGAACUGAUAUUUAUUUAAUAAAAAAUGUAGAAAAUUC